UCUACUCUCUCUUUUGUAAAUGGGGACCCACUGCCCACCACCAUGAGAACGAACUGCAGCAGAUACCUGCCAGGAGUCCCACCAGAGCACCUGUACUCUCCAGCACCCACCAGCAAGACCAGAGCCAGCGGCGGUGGCUGCCCGGAACAUGUCACACCGGUGUCCACCAAGGAUGGGCAGCUGCUCUCUGUCAUGCAGACCCUCACCACACAGAGCAGCCCCUUUAAUGGCCAGCCGAUAUGCAGGAUCUGCCAUGAGGGCAGCAGCCAGGAAGACCUGCUUUCCCCUUGCAAAUGUACAGGAACAUUGGGGACCAUUCACCGCAGCUGCCUGGAGCACUGGCUGACGUCUUCAAACACCAGCUGCUGUGAACUCUGCCACUUCAGGUUUGCAGUGGAGCACAAAUACAGACCAUUGGUGGAGUGGCUGAGGAAUCCAGGCCCCCAGCACGAGAAACGGACUCUCUUUGGAGACUUGCUGUGCUUCUUUUUUAUCACUCCACUGGCGAGCAUCUCUGGCUGGUUGUGUCUGCGAGGAGCAGUGAACCAUCUGCACUUUAGUAGCAGAUUAGAAGCCGUUGGCCUUAUUGCACUUACUGUCGCACUCUUCACUAUUUACCUGUUUUGGACUCUAGUAUCCUUUAGGUAUCACUGUAAGUUAUACAGUGAAUGGCGUCGGACCAAUCAACGUGUGAUACUCGUACUGCCGAAUUCUGCCAACAUUCCCUCCAACCGGCAGUCUCCACUGGGCCUGCAGUCCGUCAAGAGGAACUCAAAGGAGACAAUAGUUUGAUUUGGGCAGUUAUGCAUAGGGACCAUGCACUAAAAAUAUAUCCAUCAAACUCACUGGCAUCAAGCACUGUCCAGAACACUUAAGUGUGCUACUUCGAUUUACCAGCUCUUCACAGAGGAAUAAGUCACUGUUUGUUUGAAUUCAAAUCAUGGAUGCUACAAUCACAUGAUUUUUGCUAAGCUGCCAAACUUGCUUUAUUAGCAGAUACUGUGUGGUAUUGUACAAACUUGUGUUAAUAAUUACAUCAUGAUGCAAACUUUUUUAUUGUUUAAAAUAUUAAACUGUGGUAAUUAUCAAUGAAAAACAGGUUUAAGAGGUGUUCUGUCUUUAUCAUUUCCUGUUCCUACAGUAUUAUUUAGGUAGAUCAACAGUAACCACUGCUGGUUUUAGUUUUCUAAAGCACAGCAAUGGCACUCGCCUAGUUGAUUUUAUUUGAAGAUCCUUUAGGCCAAUAUUCUGGAUUAUUAAAACUUUUGUGUUAUAAGUUCCACAAAUUGGCAUAUUAUUUAGAAGCUACAAAGUGAUCAGAAAAUGAUCUGCUGUUUCUUAUUUGGCAGGGAAAGAAAAUUCUAGGUAACAAAUUUAGCAUGUGCAAAAGAAAGAAAUGACACAAAUUGCAGUAAUCUUCCAACUCAAGUACUUUAGUACUUAACACUCGGAAAAAAAUAAUUGCACUUUUUCCACUUAGAAGCAACAAAUUGGGCAACUCAUUCUGCACUGAAACACACAUUUUGCUCCUGCAAAUUCAAACUUAGCUGGUUUUCUCUGCAUUUACACCAAGCUGCAUUUAACUCUAAUUGUAAGACUUACUUUUGUAAAGAAAGGUCUGCAUACAUAAUAAAUGAGGUCAUUUGACGUAUUUUGGGAAGUGCAUAGAAAUUAGCACUAUUUUAAAGCUGCAGAGUUCUCAGCUUGGCACAUAGAUAUGAGUAUAUGUAAGCCUUGGCCUCUUGUUGCAACACUCAGACUAAAGCACUUUCUUAAAAAGAAUGUAAUAGCCUGCCUAUGGUGACCAAUCUGAAUUUGCAGCGUAAAGACUAGACUCUGCUCCUAGGUGGCAUUAACUGUUUCCUGCUGGUUUUACUCCCAAUUCAUUCAGC
This is a messenger RNA of Pezoporus flaviventris, 1892 nucleotides long. RefSeq names its product membrane associated ring-CH-type finger 3 (gene MARCHF3). Gene Ontology annotation, molecular function: ubiquitin-protein transferase activity; zinc ion binding. The transcript is spliced from 4 exons. Lineage: Eukaryota; Metazoa; Chordata; Aves; Psittaciformes; Psittacidae. The record is from RefSeq and is a predicted model, not a curated record. Bases 43 to 792 code for a protein of 249 amino acids. Gene Ontology annotation, biological process: protein ubiquitination.